Molecule: messenger RNA, 2186 nt
Organism: Hemibagrus wyckioides
Lineage: Eukaryota; Metazoa; Chordata; Actinopteri; Siluriformes; Bagridae
Product: C-C chemokine receptor type 5-like
Exons: 2
Coding region: 140-1219 (359 amino acids)
Biological process (GO): G protein-coupled receptor signaling pathway; chemotaxis; immune response
Cellular component (GO): membrane
Molecular function (GO): chemokine receptor activity
Source: RefSeq, a predicted model, not a curated record
UCUGAAUAUCAAGCUAACUUCAUCGUGGUGUAGGACGAAACCCCACCUCAGAAAUAUCACAGCAAAAUAGCUCAGUCCCUUGUUUUUAUAUAUUAAUACACACAACCUUCUUUCACACUCACACUUGGACUAAUGAAUAAUGGCAAUGAUUUCUCCCAACGAGACAACAUCUGAAGACUAUUCUGAUUACUACAACUUAACUCCAGGCGACUACUCACCCCACAACACCAACAACAUAAAGGCCUUCAGCAGAGUCUUCCUCCCUACAAUCUACAGCAUCGUUUUCAUCGUGGGGUUAAUUGGCAACGGCCUGGUGCUGUGUGUCCUGGUCAAGUACCAUAAAAGGUCCAACAUGUCAGAUGUGUGCCUCUUCAACCUGGCCCUUUCAGACCUCCUUUUCCUUCUCUCAUUGCCUUUCUGGGCUCAUUACGCCGCCAUCACUCAGUGGGUCUUUGGGAGAUUCAUGUGCCAUGCAGUGACAGCACUGUACAUGCUGGGAUACUAUGGAAGCAUCUUCUUCAUGAUGCUCAUGACCAUAGACCGCUAUGCUGUCAUUGUCCACACCCAUACCUCUCUCCUCUCCAAGUACCGGUCUGUCAGAGCAAUCAUAGCCCUGAUUUUGUUUACGUGGACACUUAGCCUGGUAGCUUCUCUGCCAAAUAUCAUUUUCUCACAAACAAGCAUGUCAAAUAAACCAAAUGAAUCCACAUGUAGUUUUGAACAUCCAAACCCGAAGUGGAGGCUGUUCUUUUACAUCGAGCUGAACAUCCUCAGCUUAAUCAUUCCUCUCUCAGUGAUGGUGUUCUGCUACUCGCGCAUCAUCCCCAUCUUAAUGUCCAUGAAGUCUCAGAAGAAACACAAAGCUGUCAGACUCAUACUGGUCUUGGUCAGUGUUUUCUUCAUUUUCUGGACGCCUUACAACGUCGUCAUCUUUCUGAAGUUCCUUCAUCAACUGGGUUAUAUAAACACCAGUCAGUGGUAUCAGGACCUGAACAUGGCUAUGGAGUGGGUGGAAAGCAUAGCAUUCACUCACUGCUGCCUCAACCCCAUCAUCUAUGCCUUUGUGGGGCAGAGAUUCAGGAAUUUAUUUCUAAAGAUCCUGAAAGAGUGGUUUCCUCUCUGCUUUGGUCAGUGCCCAAUAAUUGAAAGUGAGUGCUCACAGAGGAUGACCACUAUGUACUCAUGCUCCUCAGUGACAGAUCAAAGUCAAAACAUCUAAACUAUGCUUAAUAAUUUUGACCAGGCCGUGUUUGUGAACUACUUGUUACCAUCAUAAAGUUUUUAGAAAAUAACAUUUAAAAUAUAUGGUUUAAUACCUUGCAGUGAUUUUGUUCAUUCUUCCCCAAACACAUACACAUUCUGAGACCAGCUGGUCUACACAGGAGACUUUUGCUCAGUCCCAGGAACAGAAUUAACAUACAUUACACAACAUACAUUCUCCAGAGGGAUAAAAAGUUCUACAUUAUACAAUAUAAGAGCUGCAUUUACCAUCAAGCAUCGGAUGUCUGUGACUCUGUAAAUUCUCUUAUUUUACCUUCUCUAUAUUGUGUAUUCAUGUUUUGUACAAAAAAACCCAUUUAUUACUUUUAUUAACAAAAUAUUAUUCUUUGGUGUCAGUUACAUUAAGUUGCACAGUAACCUCAUAAAUUAGAGUCAGGUCAAUAAUUAAAUAAAGUGCUAUUAUGUCAGUAAUAGCAGUUUCAGGGCAAAAAAUUAUCCCAGUCAAUAGUCAUGUUUUCAAGUUGUUGAUGUAAACUUGGCUACUGAUAGUGUUAUUUCUAUUAAUGAAAACCUUUCACACUUGAAAUUUAGAAGCUGCUCUGAAGCUUUUUGCAGUGUUUACCUCAUAUUGUGGUGCCAGUGUGAAAGAAAAUUAAAUAGCAUGUUUCUGAUAUCACUUGAAAACCUGAACAUAGCAACACUUAACAAAAAAUGGCUCAGAAGUCAAGGAUCAGUUGGCAAAACAGUGAACAUCCCAAAAUGCAUUCUGUAGCAAGAAAAAAAUAGUUCCUGUUGAAAGGUGACAUAGAGACAGGUGACUGUGUUUAAGAAAGAUUUUUGUCAUUUAGACUGUACAUGUAAAGAAGAGACAGAACUGACUGCAUUUCUAAAAAUGGCUCUAAACAUCACUUCUAAAAAGUUACUCUGUGCCUAGUGGAAACACAACAAACACCAUAAUCCUAGCU